Tarenaya hassleriana is the source of this 1709-nucleotide messenger RNA. RefSeq names its product PRA1 family protein B3. Gene Ontology annotation, cellular component: endoplasmic reticulum; Golgi apparatus. The coding region runs from base 299 to 1012 and encodes 237 amino acids. Lineage: Eukaryota; Viridiplantae; Streptophyta; Magnoliopsida; Brassicales; Cleomaceae. Gene Ontology annotation, biological process: vesicle-mediated transport. The record is from RefSeq and is a predicted model, not a curated record. The transcript has a single exon.
AAUCUGUGUUUAACUGAUCAACGGUUAUUAUUGCAUACUUCGUCGACGGUCAAGCUCUUUUCAAAUAGAUCUACGGUGGAAAUUCCUUCAUAAUAAUCAUCCGUUGAGAUUGAAUACAUCGAUUGCUUUCUGCCACGUGUACGGUCCAGAAGGCACGAUAGAAACGCGUUUUUUUUUUCCACCUAAUUGUUGCAUCCAUUACCAUUAACAACGUGCCCACGCGUAUACGGUUUACUUUAGAAGGUCCGCAACUCCCCUACGCGUCUACGACGUCGUCCCUCACGCACCGCCGUCUCCGAUGGCUAAUCCGCCAACGAUCCCGGUCUCAAACCAUCCUUCGGCCGAUCUCCAGCCUCCGGUCUCCGCCUCCGCCUUCCGUGCGUUCUUCUCCCGCCUCUCUUCGUCGAUCCGCUAUGGCUUCUCCCAGCGACGGCCGUGGUUGGAGCUCGUCGACCGUAGCUCGAUUUCCAGACCGGAGUCUCUCUCCGACGCGUAUUCUCGGAUCCGGAAGAAUCUGCCCUACUUCAAGGUCAACUACGUCACGAUCGUGUCCAUUGUCCUCGCUCUCUCCCUCCUCUCUCACCCUUGGUCCCUCCUCGUUCUCGUCGGCCUCCUCGGCGCGUGGAUGUUCCUCUACCUCUUCCGACCGUCGGAUCAGCCCCUGGUCAUCCUCGGCCGUACGUUUUCCGACCGCGAGACGCUCGGUGUUUUGGUGAUUCUGACGGUCGUUGUCGUGUUCCUGACCAGCGUCGGAUCUCUCUUGACAUCGGCUUUGUUGGUCGGCGUCGGGAUCGUAUGCUUACACGGCGCGUUUAGGGUUCCGGAGGAUCUGUUCCUGGACGAGACAGAGCCCGCGGCUGCCGGAUUCCUGUCGUUCCUCAGCGGCGCCGAUCGCCGCUCGUGUUUGAGGGGGGUAACACAUUCGGCGACUAUCCUCGACGGGUCUAUGACCAAAGAGAGGAAAUGGGUUUUCUCCCCUCAAGUUUUUGGUAGGAAAUUCAAUUUGCAGUGAUCAUUCUUUUACUCUGGAAAUUGUUUGUGUUCGGGUCAAUUUGAAUUGGGAUGAAUAUAGAUUUGCUCUUGUCCGUUGCAAAGUCAGAAGAAUCAAAGAUUCUUUUAUUCUACAAGAAAACAUUUCUUUCUCUGUUCGUUUCAAUCUUUUUUUCUCUUUUGCAUGUUGGAUUGAGAUUCUGACAUUGAACAUAAUCUCGAGAUGAGGAUGGUGACCCAGAAGUUAAAAAUGGACACCUUUCGAUUCUGUUGCCAAGAGGGUCUCACAAAUUUGGAUAAUGGCAUUAGCAAAUAUUUGACUAAUGGCAUGACAUUGUGUUUACAAAUCACGAUACUUUUUUCUUUUGUAUUUCUCCGGGAAAACCCCCGAGUGUUUUCAAUCAAUCUGUAAAUCGGGUAUCCAAAAAUUGAUGUGUACGGGUCCAAUGUCUAGGGUUCUCCUCACCUCGAUACAUUGUUUCGCUUCGUCUCCAAUGUCUCGAUCUUGUCUCAGACGGACAUCUCGUGCGUCUCACCUCAUCCUUGUUUGGUACGGUUACAACACAGGAAGAAGUUGAGUUGCAGAUGCCAGAAGUCAGUUGUCUUUCUUUUUUUCUCUGUGGCAUGAAUUCACACUUGUUUUGCUUCUGUUUUCUUCUUGGUGGGGGUUUUUGUUUCGUAGUUGCAUUUCCCCUUUAGUGUUUUUUCUCUCUCGUUAA